Messenger RNA from Penicillium lagena, 1167 nucleotides. RefSeq lists its product as uncharacterized. The record is from RefSeq and is a predicted model, not a curated record. NCBI's taxonomy places the organism in Eukaryota, Fungi, Ascomycota, Eurotiomycetes, Eurotiales, Aspergillaceae. Gene Ontology annotation, cellular component: cytoplasm. Gene Ontology annotation, molecular function: GTPase activity; GTP binding. Gene Ontology annotation, biological process: cytoplasmic translation. The transcript is spliced from 8 exons. The coding region runs from base 1 to 1167 and encodes 388 amino acids.
AUGGUGAACAUUACGGAGAAGAUCAAGGAGAUCGAGGAUGAGAUGCGGAGGACGCAGAAGAACAAGGCGACAGAAUAUCAUCUUGGUCUAUUGAAAGGAAAACUCGCCCGCCUAAGAGCGCAACUCCUCGAACCAGCAGCCGGCGCAGGUGCAGGCGGCGGCACAGGGUUUGACGUGAGCAAAAGCGGCGAUGCGCGCGUCGCACUCGUCGGAUUCCCAUCUGUCGGCAAAUCCACGUUCUUGUCCAAGAUCACCAAGACCAAGAGCGAGGCUGCGUCGUACUCGUUCACCACGCUGACUGCCAUUCCCGGUGUACUUGAGUAUGGCGGUGCUGAGAUCCAGAUUCUGGAUCUGCCGGGUAUCAUCGAAGGUGCCGCGGAGGGGAAGGGUCGUGGACGGCAGGUUAUUUCUGCUGCGAAGACCAGUGAUCUCAUCCUGAUGAUUCUGGAUGCCACUAAGCGGGCAGAACAGCGGGCUCUGCUGGAAGCGGAGUUGGAUGCCGUUGGGAUUCGACUGAAUAAGGAGCCUCCGUACGUUUUAUCCCUCCCGACUCUUCUUUUAGGAUAUGCAGAUGCUGACAUGCUGCGCAGGAACAUUUAUCUGAAGCAGAAAAAGGCCGGCGGCAUGAAAAUCACUUUCCAGACCCCGCCCAAAAACCUGGACGAGAAAAUGAUCUACAAUGUUCUUCGCGACUACAAGAUGCUCAACUGCGAGGUUCUGGUGCGAGAUGAGAACGCUACAAUUGAUGAUUUCAUCGACGUGAUCAUGAAAGAUCACCGAAAAUACAUCCGCUGCCUCUACGUCUACAACAAGAUCGACAGCGUCAGUCUCGAGUUCCUGGACCAACUAGCCCGCGAGCCGUACACGGCCGUCAUGAGCUGCGAGCUCGAUCUCGGUGUCCAGGAGGUGGUUGAGCGGAUCUGGAAGGAGUUGCGUCUGAUGCGGCUGUACACGAAGCGCAAAGGAGAAGAACCUGGCUUCGACGAAGCUCUGAUCGUUCGCAGCAACUCCUCCAUCGAGGACGUGUGCGACCAGAUCCAUCGCACGCUCAAGGAUACGUUCAAGUAUGCGCUUGUGUGGGGGGCGAGUGCGCGACAUGUUCCGCAGCGGGUAGGAUUGAGCCAUGUCGUGGCGGAUGAGGAUGUGGUUUCCAUCGUAGCGAAAUAG